Ahaetulla prasina is the source of this 1122-nucleotide messenger RNA. Its product is annotated as somatotropin-like. The record is from RefSeq and is a predicted model, not a curated record. NCBI's taxonomy places the organism in Eukaryota, Metazoa, Chordata, Lepidosauria, Squamata, Colubridae. Gene Ontology annotation, biological process: positive regulation of receptor signaling pathway via JAK-STAT; growth hormone receptor signaling pathway; response to nutrient levels. Gene Ontology annotation, molecular function: hormone activity; growth hormone receptor binding. The transcript has 8 exons. The coding region runs from base 1 to 1122 and encodes 373 amino acids. Gene Ontology annotation, cellular component: extracellular region.
AUGACGGGGACAGAAAAGAAGUUUGUGCUAGCUGUGGAGGAUUCCACCAAAGGCAGACCUGUCAGUUCAAAGACGCCAUUUGCAGACACUGCAACAAGAAAGGACACUUGGCAAGGGUGUGCAGGGCAAUCCAGCCAUCCAGCUAUAAACAAAGAGCAGUCACUAGCCAAACUGGCCAGCAACAAACUAGGAGAAAGGACAGACUGGCUAGCAAAAGAAAGGCACGUUCUCGGAUUCGGAAUCCUGGAAGAGAAUGAGGAGGAGAAUGAGGAGGAGGAGCUGCUCAGCUUUUGCUCAGCUAUGGCAGCUUCUUCCUUCUGGAUUUGCAAGUACUUUGGGGCCACCCUGGGACCCUUGCUUGUAGUCACAGCUCAGAAUGGAAGGGGCAGCAGAAACAAGAAAACUGAAGAACACCUCUGUGAUUUGCUGAUACAACAUGGCUUCAGAAGCCAACCUCCUUCAUCUUCCUCUGCAGGGACCAGUAGACCGUCCUCUUUGCUUACCACUGGCUUGCUUAUCUUGGCUAUGCAAUGGACAGACGGAGGAGCCUUCCCCACAGUGCCACUCUCCAGUCUGUUUACCAAUGCUGUGUUAAGAGCACAGCACCUCCAUCAGCUCGCAACAAAUACCUACAAAGAAUUUGAGCGUUCCUAUAUCCCAGAAGAGCAGCGAUACUCCAUGAAGAAUUCUCAGACUGUAUAUUGUUAUUCUGACACUAUCCCUUCACCCACGAGGAAAGAGGAAACUCAACAAAAAACAGACAUAGAACUGCUGAGGUUUUCACGGAUUCUCAUUCAGUCCUGGCUAAAUCCUGUACGGUUUCUAAGCAGGAUGUUUACAAACAGUCUUGUAUUUGGGACCUCAGACAGAGUCUACGAAAAACUCCAAGACCUGGAACAAGGUAUCCAAGUUCUUAUGAGGGAGGUCCACAAUGGCACUUCCCAGGGUCUUCAACUGGUUAGACCCACCUAUGAAAAAUUUGAAUUAAAUCUCCGGAGUGAAGUCGCUUUGCUGAAAAACUACAAUCUCUUGUCCUGCUUCAAGAAAGACCUGCACAAAGUGGAGACCUUCCUGCGAGUGAUGAAAUGCCGUCGUUUUAGAGAAAUCAGCUGUGUCCCCUAA